AUGUCUACAGAUCAAACGUUGAGGGUUUUUAUAAAGGAGAAGAACAUAGAGACACCGUAUUUUGAGAUGAAAGAAGAGCUAGAGGAAGAGAGCAUCAAACAGGAGGAAGAGCAGCUGCCAGUAUCUGCCCCAGAGUUUUUUUCUGUGUGUGUGAAGACAGAAGAGGCAUCACCGUUUCAACCUGAAUUCAAACAGGAAACUCAGGACAUCAGCACAGAGCCACAUUUACACCCAGAGACUGAGGGAGACACGGAACACUCUUCUGAAUAUGAGGAAGGCCGGAGAACUCCUUCCAGCUGUUCAGAUGAUGAAGACUUCUUCAAUCACGUCCUCAACAUCAGAGCCAAACGGGCCACUGAACAAAACUCAAAUCUAUCUAAGAUCAAUUCAUGA
Molecule: messenger RNA, 393 nt
Organism: Knipowitschia caucasica
Lineage: Eukaryota; Metazoa; Chordata; Actinopteri; Gobiiformes; Gobiidae
Source: the annotation of a GenBank genome assembly